UCCUCGAUUGCAGUCAUUCCCAAGCACUAGUUCAUCAGAUCUGUUAGUACUGUGCCUGAGCCAGGGGCUGAGCUGAGCUGAGCUGGUGCUGGUCUCCUCACACAUAGUAAGCCUUCUCACUCAAAGCAUCAAGCAAUCAAAGACAGGACCAUGUGCUUUAUCGUGAUCCCCAGACUGCUCGUUCUAGGGCUGCUCUUUGCAAGUUUAGAAACCGUUUUUGGGACAGAUACUACCGAACUCCCAGAGAGCCCACAGGAGGAGAAGCUUGCUACCCAGCAGAAAGGACGCCUCUCCCUGCAGAACACAGCCGAGAUUCAGCACUGCCUAGUGAAUGCAGGAGAUGUGGGAUGUGGCGUCUUUGAAUGCUUUGAGAAUAAUUCUUGUGAGAUCCGUGGUCUGCAUGAGAUCUGCAUCGCGUUCCUGCACAAUGCUGGCAAGUUUGAUGCUCAGGGAAAGUCAUUCAUAAAAGAUGCAUUGAAAUGCAAAGCUCAUGGACUGCGGCACAAGUUCAGCUGCAUCAGCCGCAAAUGCCCUGCCAUUAAAGAUAUGGUUCAUCAGCUCCAGAGGGACUGCUAUGCCAAAUAUGAUCUCUGCUCUGCUGCCAAGGAAAAUGUCCAAGUGAUAGUGGAGAUGAUUCACUUCAAAGAUCUUCUGUUACACGAACCUUAUGUUGAUUUGGUUAAUGUUCUGCUGACAUGUGGAGAUGAGGUAAAGGAAGCAAUCACAAGCACUGUUCAGUCCCAAUGCGCCCAAAACUGGGGUAGCCUGUGUUCCAUCAUUAGCCUUUGUUCAUCAACCAUUCAAGGGGAUGGAGUGGUUGUGUCAAGCUCUGUUUCUGUCAAGAACCAAGACAAGAACCAAGAUACUGGCAAGGCCUCUCGCAACCAAAGUGAGUCUCCUUCACAGUCAGAUGUGGAACGAGAUGGUGGAAAGACUUCUAAACAUGACAAAGAGAAAAUUAUUAAAGGACAUCCAAAUGUUCAUGCCCGUCCCAAGACUAGUUUCCAUCACAAAAUGGCAUAUAGCGCCACUGAACUUUCUGAUGAACCGGCUGGGUUAUCAGAUAUCAGGAGGUGAAAUGAUCACCUGCCAGUAUUCUUUUUGUCAUUCCAGUGAGAAGUCAAUUUUAUCCUUCCUAUGGUCAUUCCAAAGUAUUUAAUAUUCAAGAGGAUCCUGGUGUUCCUCCAGUGCAUUCUCGGAUUGAGCAGAUCCAUUCCAGGCUUCUGUGGAGAGAAGGGAGCAAUUCUUUAAUGUUGCCUUACUUAUAUUUUACUCUACCUUUAAAUGUGUUUACCCAUCGAUCAGACAACUAUAAUAUUAAUCACUUUACAUAUUUAUUAUAUUAAUUUGAAUUCAGACCAAACAAAUAAACCUUCAUAAGGCGCCAAUGAGUUUGGGUUUUGCCUAAAAGUAGAAUAACGUCAAUUUGCUUAGUGCAAAAGCAUGUGGAACAUAAGAACUAGACACAUGGCUGGCCUAUCUAUAGAUGACAGAGAAUGUCACAAAGAGCGACACGUUCACUAUUAUAGAAUGUUGAACAUCAGCUGUAACUUUUAAGGAGGUCCAACUUAUUUUAUUGGUCCAUACCUGAAAUAAACUUUAUUGAUAACAGGUCAGUCUCAAGUAUGGUCAAUGUGUCACAACAGAUAUGUGAUACCUUUCCUCCCAUGUCUCAUCUCGAGGCCCGACCUAGAACACUGUGUAAGAAAACAAAAGCACACAUGCCCGUCAUUUUGAAUCCAUGCAAAGCAUUGAAUGUCUUUUUCAACAAAUCACCUCAGCAUGCAUGAUAUAAAUAUAUAUAUAUAUUAUUUCAUAUUACAAGGACAUAUUUCCUUAUCUUUAUAUAAUGAAAACUGCUGCCAAUGUGUGUGUAUGGGGAUGAUCGUGAACUUAUAUAUGUGAAUGUGUACGUUAAUAUAUGUGUAUAUAAAUCUGUAUACAUAUAUAAAUGUGUACGUACUUAUUGUAUAUAUAAAUAUAUAUUUUUAUACAUACACAUACAGUGUGUGGAAAUCUUUCGAAUGUAUGACAUUUAGAGUUCUGAGUAUGUUUACAUGUAUAUCUACUGGUUCUAUUUUGCAGUUAAUGUGUAUAUUUAAUACUUCUAUUUAUUGUAUUGUAUUUCUUACUAUCAACACAUUUAUACAUACCUUUACCUAUGCACACAGUAUGUCCAUAUUCUGACACAUUUCACAGAUGCACACAUGUUUAAUAUUAUGCACAAACAGAUACAUUUCUCUUUUACCUAAUUUCAUCCAUCAUCUUUCCUGACUGUGUUGUACAUAUUUUACGCCACUAGUAGAACAUUUUGUUAAGCAGUGUAAUAUAAUUUUAUACGGUUCAGUAACGUUAUUGACAUC
Molecule: messenger RNA, 2363 nt
Organism: Pelobates fuscus (common spadefoot toad)
Lineage: Eukaryota; Metazoa; Chordata; Amphibia; Anura; Pelobatidae
Gene: STC2
Product: stanniocalcin 2
Exons: 4
Coding region: 151-1077 (308 amino acids)
Biological process (GO): intracellular calcium ion homeostasis
Cellular component (GO): extracellular region
Molecular function (GO): hormone activity
Source: RefSeq, a predicted model, not a curated record